Messenger RNA from Chrysoperla carnea, 940 nucleotides. RefSeq names its product small ubiquitin-related modifier 2 (gene Sumo). The transcript is spliced from 3 exons. Gene Ontology annotation, biological process: protein sumoylation. NCBI's taxonomy places the organism in Eukaryota, Metazoa, Arthropoda, Insecta, Neuroptera, Chrysopidae. The record is from RefSeq and is a predicted model, not a curated record. Gene Ontology annotation, cellular component: nucleus. Bases 144 to 419 code for a protein of 91 amino acids. Gene Ontology annotation, molecular function: ubiquitin-like protein ligase binding; protein tag activity.
UAUUAGAACACUCUGUUCGCUGGUAUCGCUGUAGGUUCCUUGUUAACCCAAGCCGUGUCAGUUAAAAGCGCGGUGUUUUGUACUAAAUUAGAAAUAAUUAAUUUAUUUAAGUUUAACAUUCCUAUUUAAUAAACAACUUUAAAAUGGGUGACGAAAAAAAGGGUUCAGAAUCAGAACACAUUAAUUUAAAAGUAAUGGGACAGGAUCAAGCUAUCGUACAAUUUAAAAUUAAGAAGCAAACACCUCUUCGAAAGUUGAUGAAUGCGUAUUGCGACAGAGCUGGCUUAGCAAUGUCAACUGUACGUUUUCGAUAUGAUGGUAACGUUGUAAAUGAAACUGACACACCUACAACGUUGGAAAUGGAAGAAGGAGAUACAAUUGAAGUUUUCCAACAACAGACAGGCGGUUAUAGACAUUAGAAUAAUUAUUUUUAAGUAUUAUCUUAUAAGUUAUGUUUAUUUUUUCAUUCAAAAAUACAACCAUCAUAAUUAUAAUUUACCUAAAAUAUAAUUAAUUUCAUUUGGAAAUUCAAUAACGAUGAUACCCAUUUAUUUUUAAAUUAAAAGUAACAAUUAUCCAAAUAUUAUUUUAAUGUCAAAAUAUUUUUUGUUAGUUAAAUAAUAAUUCUCCAUAACAAAUGUAAACGGAAGGAAGAGUUAAGAGGAAUAAUUUUAUGAUUACUUAAUUUCAUUUGUUCACACAAGAAUAGCUUUUGUUAGCUACGAGCAAACGAGUUUUAUUCAAAGUGGUAAACUAUAUAAUUAAGUUUAAUUGUAUAGUUUAGAAAAUAUUUAGAAAAUUUACGAACGUGGACAUAAACUAUUACUAUGUAAAACCGUCUUUAUUAUUUAUAGAAUUUUCGAUUUUAAUUGUCUGUUUGAUUCUGUAAACUAAUUUAAUUCAUGGGUUCAUAUUUAGCGUAUUAAAUUUUUUUACAAAU